UCUUCUUCUCCUGGAUGUGUGUUUUUAGUUAAUGAGCUCCCUCGGCGUGGGCGAAGGCUGGCGUUUUGUGGACGUGGUGGGACUGGAGGGUGAGCAACUCUCCACCGUCCCGAAACCAUGCUGUGCCUUGAUGCUGCUCUUCCCUUUGACACAACAGCAUGAGUCUUUUAGAAAGCAGCAGGCGGACAAGGUUGCGGAUGACUGUGACGCUUAUUUCCUCAAGCAGACAGGAGUCAAUUCCUGUGGCACCGUUGCCCUGCUGCAUGCUGUGGCCAAUAACAAAAACAAACAGACAUUUGAUAGUGGCUCCAUCUUGAAAGAGUUUCUAGAUCAGACUGCAAACAUGUCUGCUGAUGACCGUGCCAAAGCUCUGGAGAAGAACCAGGCAAUCCGUGACGCUCACAAUGAGGUUGCCCAGCAGGGCCAGUGUAGGCCUGAAGCCGACAAAGUCAACUUCCACUUCAUUGCCUUUGUCAACAUAGAUGGACAUCUGUAUGAGUUUGAUGGGAAAAUGAAUGGACCAGUGAAGCACGGAGCUACCAAAGAUGGCUCAUUUGUAAUGGAUGCAGCUGAAGUGUGCCGUGGAUUCAUGGAGAGAGAGCAAGGAGAGGUCCGCUUCUCUGCAGUGGCACUUUGUCAAAGUUAGAUGUUCAUGAGAAGACAAAAUUAAAUUGUAAACCAAAAUGUCCUGGAGCAUUUACAUGGCAAACACAAUCAGUAAGCAUCCAUAAUGACCUGUGAGAACACACAUCUGCACACACUAUGCACUAUAAAGCACAUGUUGUUUCCACACACUGUACUCUUAUAUCAUGAACAAAGCAUUCUUUAGCACAUUUACACACAAACACAAAUGCACCAUCAAAGCCUUUUGUUCUGCUGACACUAACCAAGACAUGCUUGUCCAAUCCUUUUUAUGUGUCCAUCAUUUAGCAGUGAAAAUUGUACAACACAAGGCCAGAUCUCACUACGGCUUGUGUGCAUGUGUGUUUUCUGCAUAGUUUUUUUUUUUUUUAAUUAUAAUUAUUUUUGUAUGCUGUCAUUGGUGCAUUCUGAUUUCAACUCAAACAAAGUUGCUUAAAACCUUGUGUGCCAAUAAAGAGAAAAAGAAAAGGGCCCCUCAAAAUGCCUUCUGUUGCUGUAUGGUUGAGUUUGUACUAAUGGGACAUUCCUCAGAACAGCCCAAAUGUGUCUGUAGGAAUUUUAGAAAUACGGUUUGAAACAUGAACGUAGCCUUUUGAGUGGUGUUCUAGCACUUCUAACGGAUGUUUCUUUGAAAAACUGGUUUUCUUUGAGAAGUUUGAAUUUGAAGUUCAAAAUGAAUAGUGUUUGAAUAUACGCUUCACGUGUCCAAUAUCAGCAAAACAAAACUGAAAUGAGGGACCAACAGUGCUUCUCUAUGCUGGGUUGUUGUGCAGUGCAGGGUGAUUGUACUGUAUGUCAUUGCUGUGCACCGAUGACCUUUCUGCACUUUUCCCAAAUUUUAGCUUCAGUUCUAUUGUUGAUGCAGCGGUCAAAAUUCAAUAAAGCAACCAUUAAACUAG
This is a messenger RNA of Labrus mixtus (cuckoo wrasse), 1541 nucleotides long. It is a transcript of the gene uchl1, whose product is annotated as ubiquitin carboxyl-terminal esterase L1 (ubiquitin thiolesterase). Gene Ontology annotation, biological process: protein deubiquitination; ubiquitin-dependent protein catabolic process. Gene Ontology annotation, molecular function: cysteine-type deubiquitinase activity. Bases 32 to 646 code for a protein of 204 amino acids. The transcript is spliced from 7 exons. Lineage: Eukaryota; Metazoa; Chordata; Actinopteri; Labriformes; Labridae. Gene Ontology annotation, cellular component: cytoplasm. The record is from RefSeq and is a predicted model, not a curated record.